Leptinotarsa decemlineata (Colorado potato beetle) is the source of this 4300-nucleotide messenger RNA. RefSeq names its product fibrillin-3. Gene Ontology annotation, molecular function: calcium ion binding. Lineage: Eukaryota; Metazoa; Arthropoda; Insecta; Coleoptera; Chrysomelidae. The record is from RefSeq and is a predicted model, not a curated record.
AUAGGAGAACUUCCAGAUGUUUCUUACAAGUCGAUGGUCCUGGAAGGUGUUCUGAACCAACUGCAGACUAUGUUACUAAAGCUUCAUGCUGCUGCUCUGUGGGCCAGGGCUGGGGGCCUCGCUGUGAACUUUGUCCAACACCAGACAGCUUGGAAUAUCAGCAGCUGUGUCCAGGAGGAAUGGGUUACAAACCUAAUGAUAUAACAGUUGUUCUGGAAGACAUCAAUGAAUGCGAAGAACAUAAGAAUAUAUGUCAGAAUGGUCAUUGCACAAACACUUUUGGAAGCUUCAUGUGCUCUUGUAAUGAAGGUUAUCGAUUAGAUCCUUCAGGAUUCAUGUGUAUAGAUAUCAACGAGUGUUUAGAAAAUCCGAAUAUUUGCAAUGUGGGUCAGUGUAUCAAUGAACCUGGAAAAUACUAUUGUCAGUGUCCAGAGGGUUACAUGCCUCUCCCAGGAAGACGUGAAUGUGUUGACAUGAGAAAAGAUAUAUGCUUUCUCAACUACAGCAGAUGGAGAUGUUCAACUCCGAUGACACAAAAUCAAACAAAGAAACUAUGCUGUUGUUCUAUGGGGCAGGCAUGGGGUCAGCCAUGUGAACCUUGUCCUAUUGCAGGCACCAGUGAUUACAUAGCUCUCUGUGGUGCAAGACCUGGUCAGAUAGUCAACCCGAUAACUAAUGAAACUGUGGAAAUAGAUGAAUGUGACUUGAUGCCAUCUAUGUGCAAGCAUGGGCAGUGUAUGAAUACUCCUGGAAGUUUUGAAUGUAUGUGCAACAGGGGCUAUGUAUAUGAUGAAAAUUCUCAUCAAUGUAUUGAUGACAAUGAAUGCCUGAGAAAUCCUUGUGAAGGCAAUGCGCAGUGCAUCAACCUUCCGGGCAGCUUUGAAUGUAAAUGUCCAGAGGGAUAUAAACAUGGAAGCACUUUCGUGGAUUGUGUUGACAUCAAUGAAUGUCUAGAAAAACCUAAUGUAUGCCAAAAUGGUCAAUGCAAGAAUCUUGAAGGUAGUUUCCAGUGUAUAUGCCCAACUGGUUAUUUGCUUACAUCCACACGUGAUACUUGUCUAGAUAUUGAUGAAUGUCAAAGGCAUCCAAAUAUUUGUAAUAAUGGCAGCUGCAUUAAUAUGGUCGGCACUUACAGAUGUCACUGUAAUGCUGGAUUCAAAUUGAGUAAUAACAAUGAUUGUGUUGAUAUAGAUGAGUGUCACAUGAUGCCAUUUUUGUGUCGAAAUGGACGGUGUCGAAACAAUUUGGGAUCAUUUUACUGUGAAUGUGCCUCAGGAUAUAUUUUAACUCAUGAUAAACACAACUGCAGAGAUAUUGAUGAAUGUCAGGAAACCCCUGGAGCAUGCCCUCCGCCAGGAAAAUGUACUAACGUAAUGGGAUCAUUCAUGUGCAGUUGCCCAGAAGGUUACGAACUGAGUUCCAUCACGGGAGUGUGUGAAGAUAUAGACGAGUGUGUGGAGAACGUUGAUAUUUGUGAAAAUGGUAUUUGUACAAAUACUGAUGGAGGUGCUUUUUGUACUUGUCAAGAAGGGUUCAUUUUGGAACAAGCAACCAUGAAAUGUAUCGAUGUAAGACAAGAACAUUGCUAUGACUCAUUCAUUGGUGGAAGGUGUUCUGAACCUAGAGGAAUGAGUAUUACUGCCAAGGAAUGUUGUUGCUCGAAAGGGGCUGCUUGGGGAAAAUUCUGUGAAAGAUGUCCAGUGGAAGGUUCACCUGACUUUUUGAGGAUGUGUCCUGAAGGACCAGGCAGAAUGGAUACAGGAAGCGACUUAAACGAGUGUGAACUGAUGCCUAAUGUAUGUGAAGGAGGUGAAUGUGUUAACACAGAUGGCUCUUUCCGAUGUGAUUGCCCUAUGGGAUAUGUUCUCGAUUCUUCUGGUAAGAAAUGUGUAGAUGACAAUGAAUGUGUCAGUUCACCCACUGUAUGUGGAAAUGGAACAUGUACUAAUGUUAUUGGUGGAUUUGAGUGUAGCUGUAGAGAUGGUUUUGCUCCUGGACCAUUACAAGUUUGUGAAGAUGUCAAUGAGUGCCACGAAAUUGGAAACCAAUGUGCAUUCAGAUGCCAUAAUGUACCUGGGUCCUUCAGAUGUAUUUGCCCAUAUGGUUAUGCUUUAGCUCCCGAUGGUAGACACUGUACAGAUGUUGUAUAUACUUUUUGCAAAUUGAAAUUUGUGUACACAAUUGACUGUUUCGAUGGAUUUGAACUAAGUACAGAUGGAAGAAGAUGCUUAGAUAGAAGACAAGGAAUGUGCUAUAGACAACUAUUCAAUGGAAGAUGCAGGACUCCUAAUAAUGAACUACGAUUAUCAACAAUGGCUGACUGUUGCUGUUCAAUGGGUGAAGCUUGGGGACCUCAAUGUGAAUUAUGUCCAUCUAGGUAUACACCUCAAUAUCAAGAUUUGUGUUUGGAUAGUGGAUUUUUGAUCGAUGGAAAAGAUAUCAAUGAGUGUGAAACUAUACCAGAUUUAUGUCGCAAUGGACAAUGUAUCAAUACUAUGGGAUCUUAUAGAUGCAUUUGCAAUAAGGGAUUUAAACCAGAUGCAUCUGGGUUAUACUGUCUGGAUAUCAACGAAUGUGCUACUAAUACAUCACAUUGUCAGUACAACUGUCAAAAUACUGAAGGCGGUUUCAUAUGCUCUUGCCCAUCUGGAUUCUUGUUAAACCCAGACGAGUUAACCUGUAGAGACCUGGACGAAUGUAAAACUGGCCAACACAUUUGUCAACAAAACUGUAUCAACACGGAAGGAAGCUACAAGUGUUCUUGUGAUGAGGGAUAUACUCAAGUUGGUGAUAGCUGCCACGAUAUUAACGAGUGUGAAGAAGCUGGCUUCUGCCCUAAACCAGGAAGAUGUGUAAAUACUUUGGGCAGUUUUAAAUGCAUAUGUCCAAGACGUUUCAAACUAGAUUCCACUGGAACUUAUUGUUUAGAUAUUGACGAGUGUGCAGAUGAUUUAAAAUGCCAAGAAGGGUGUCAAAAUUUGGUUGGAGGUUACAGAUGCGGUUGCCCUGAAGGAUAUACUCUCCAUUAUUACUACAACCAGUGCGUUGAUGAAAAUGAGUGUAACAAAAACCCCUGUGGUAACACUGGUAACUGUUUCAAUACCCUAGGAAGUUACAGAUGUGGCUGCCCUGAUGGAUAUCAGUUUGAUAACGGUCUGAACAUUUGUAUUCAGGUUAGUUCUGCCUGUACUGGAGCUCCAUGUGCAUUUGGAUGUACUGCGGCUAGUUCUGGUUAUUCUUGUGGCUGUCCUCAUGGAUAUCAGCGGAUUGGCCAAGGACAUUGUUUAUCAACUAUUACUUCUGCAUACACAGGUUAUGGUCAAGAAAUCGGAGAUGUUCCUGUUUAUCCUAUUGAUGAUAGGUAUUCUACUAGUUCGAAAGAUAAGCUCAUUACCAGCGAAGGAUGUUUUUCAUGUAAGGUAAAUGGAAGACACAGGAGGGCCUCUAUGCAAUUGAAUUCCACAAAAUUGGGUAUUAAUGAUACUUUGAAUAAUAUUGUUCAUCAAAACAGAGCUGGAAGAAGACUCAGGAGGCACCAUCAUGGCGAAGAUAUUGAACUGACAAUUAGUUUAUCUCAAACAAGGCAUAAAAUGAGGAUUAUAAAAAUGCAGCCAUCAGUAAAGACUGAAAUGUCCUAUAAAAUCGUCAGAGGAAAUGAAAAUAACAUUUUUGAAUUAGUUAAGAAACAUGGAGUUUGGGCACUUCAUUUUAAACGGAGACUGAAACAAACAGGUGCUUUCGAUUUAGUUAUCCAUGGAAGACCAGAAACAGAUUCAAGUAGUGAAUAUGAACCCUAUGAAAAACCAUUAACAUUGCGGGUUCGAAUAGUAGUUAUCGAAUAAGAUGGUUAAUGUCUGCAAAACAUGAAACUAGUUGAAUUAUUUAUUUUUUCCAUGAAUGAGAUGUAUUAAAUUUCGCUCAUGGAGAAAUUUUCUUUCCACCAAUCGACAAUAUAGUAGAUGGAUCUGAUCCAUCAUGUAUCUUUAAGUAUAAAAUAUUGAUUUCCUAACACGUCUAUAACUUGGAGGUCGUCAAGGCAUUUGUUUCAUUUUUUGUUGAAAUAAUAAAGUUAUUUGUGAUACUUGAACAUUGCCAUAUUAUCAAAAAUGCCACUGCCAAAUUAUAUGUGUUCUUGAAUUAUCUAUUUUGACAUUGACAAAAGAUACUGCCAAUUGCUAGUAGUUUUUGCGAUUGAUACUAGAUUGUCUUUCAAUUUGAAACUUCAACUUCUGAAUUUUGAACUAGAGAUAAAGUAUUAAAAAAAUUAUCACAGUGUGAAAUUAGUAAAUGAACGAUGAUU